AGUAUUAACUCAACGGUUGAUGCGCCUGCAAUAGAAAAGAAUAAUAAACUCAAUUUAAUAAGGAAAUUAACCAAGCACCAACAUGAAGCCGUCAAUCACCAGCGUUCUCUUCUUGCUUGUCGCCUUAGCCGGUGUGGCGUUUGCGGCCAAUAGCUCGUGGGGUGCACGUAAUAGCACGGAUAUAUUAUUGUUACGUGAGAGUGUCGUGCGUUCACCGCUUAAAAACGGCUACCAGAGUGUCAACGUGGAUUUCCCGAAAUCGGGCCAAACCAACACCCGUGCCAUUUCGGCUAUUCUCGUUAUCGAUCGUUUUACCAACAGCUCCGGCGCUUAUAGCAGCCUUUGGUCCGGCGGUGUCGGCUAUCGUUUUGUUUCCCUCAAUUUGAAGAGUCAAUAUAAUCGUGGUAUUAACUCAACUGUGGAAAUUUAUGGCAAACGCUAAACGCUAAACGUGCUUCAUUGCGCUAGAAAAUGUAGCUUACGCACAUACAUACAUACAAACAAACAUACAUAUUUACUGACAUAAUAGUGUGUGGCAAAAGCGAACUAGUUUUGUAAUAUGGUACAUGCACCAUCUGCUGCCUACAAGCAAGUUAUGUGUAUGUGGCAAGGUUUUAUGUGUAUUUUUAUAUGGCAAUAAACAACAACUCUGAUUAGCGUAA
Bactrocera tryoni is the source of this 662-nucleotide messenger RNA. RefSeq names its product probable salivary secreted peptide. The transcript is spliced from 2 exons. NCBI's taxonomy places the organism in Eukaryota, Metazoa, Arthropoda, Insecta, Diptera, Tephritidae. Bases 83 to 442 code for a protein of 119 amino acids. The record is from RefSeq and is a predicted model, not a curated record.